Messenger RNA from Trichosurus vulpecula (common brushtail), 3150 nucleotides. It is a transcript of the gene PEX2, whose product is annotated as peroxisomal biogenesis factor 2. The record is from RefSeq and is a predicted model, not a curated record. Lineage: Eukaryota; Metazoa; Chordata; Mammalia; Diprotodontia; Phalangeridae. Gene Ontology annotation, cellular component: peroxisomal membrane. The transcript has 3 exons. Gene Ontology annotation, biological process: protein import into peroxisome matrix. Gene Ontology annotation, molecular function: zinc ion binding. Bases 535 to 1452 code for a protein of 305 amino acids.
GUGCCCCAACUGCGUAGGGGCGGGGAAGAGGAAACUGGGCGGAAGCUGCCGCGCUUCUCCCUGACCCCCUGAAGUGCCUGAGGCCAAGUCCGAGAGCUCGGAGAAUCGCGUCGGGUGCUCGCGGAGCUUCUGCCCAAGUCCUCGAGGAAUUUCGACCUGCUGGGCCUGGGGGGAGGGGGAGGUCAUUGGCUCUUACGGGCCCAGGCCUUCCCAGAUCCCAGAAGGCCCCGUCAAAAUGCCAGCAUCACAAUCGGAUAGACGAAUCCCCGGGCUUUUCCGAUUCUGUUCCUCAGCAGCAAGUGCCUCACACUUUGCAACAAGCAUGUUCACUUCAGGUGCUUCUCUGUUUACGUAAAAAUAAUUAGCGAUGGAAACCGGCCUACAGAGGGAUUCAUCCUGGUAUUCUAACCUGUGGUAUUCCGGUGAUGCAGCCAAAAUGUGGAUGCUUAUCUAUUGAAUACCAAUACAGUGCCUUAUUACAGCAAACCAAACCAGUCACUGUCCUUCAGAUUAUAGUCCUGCAGUGAAGAAGAUAUGUCUUCCAAUGGAAAGAAUACUGAGCACACAAACCCUGUACUGAGAAUAAGUCAGCUGGAUGCCCUGGAACUAAACAAAGCCCUGGAACAAUUAGUUUGGUCCCAGUUUACUCAUUGUUUUCAUGGAUUUAAGCCAGGGCUCUUAGCCCGGUUUGAACCUGAGGUAAAAGCACUUUUGUGGCUUUUCUUAUGGAGAUUCACCAUUUACUCCAAGAAUGCCACUGUGGGACAGUCAAUUAUGAAUAUCCAGUACAAGAAUGAUUUUUCUCAAACUCAGAAAUAUCAGCCACUAAGUAAAAAUCAAAAGUUAUGGUAUGCUAUUUGCACAGUUGGAGGAAGGUGGUUAGAAGAAAGAUGUUAUGAUUUAUUCCGUAACCAUCAUUUAGCAUCAUUUUAUAAAAUCAAACAGUGUACUAAUUUUAUUGUUGGACUUUUGAAAUUAGGUAGUUUGGUUAAUUUCCUGAUUUUCCUUCAAAAAGGAAAGUUUGCUACGUUGACAGAGCGUCUCUUAGGUAUUCGAUCUGUAUUUUGCAAACCCCAAAACAUUCGAGAAGUUGGCUUUGAGUACAUGAACAGGGAACUUUUGUGGCAUGGUUUUGCAGAAUUUCUGAUCUUUCUGUUGCCACUUAUUAAUAUGCAAAAGUUGAAAGCCAAAUUGUCAUCUUGGUGUAUCCCCAUUACAGGUGUUCCUAACAAUGAUGAUACAUUAGCCACCCAUGGCAAAGAAUGUUCCCUUUGUGGAGAGUGGCCCACUAUGCCUCAUACCAUAGGUUGUGUACAUGUGUUUUGUUAUUAUUGUGUUAAAAGCAGCCACUUGUUUGACAUGUACUUCACUUGUCCUAAAUGUGGAGCAGAGGUGCAGAGUCUGCAGCCACUGAAGUCAGGGAUUGAAAUGUCAGAGGUGAAUGCUUCUUAGAAACAGAAUCCACCUUCUUUAAGCAAAAUAGGUAAUACUUAGGAACUAUUUCAAAUCUCUCUAAAGACAUGAUUAAGACACUAAUUCCUGGAAGCUGUAUUAUAUUAAAUCUAUUAUGUAAAUUCUACUAUAUCUCAAAAAUAAAAGUAUCAUCAGUGUGAACUUAACCAAUUUUUAGAUUUUUUAAAAAACAAUUCCAUUUGAGCUAAGGAUUUGUUUUUGGCUUAUGCUCAAAGUUUUAAUGGCUACCUGCUUACUUUCCUGAAUAACAAUUAGUAAGAAUGUUGUUUCCUGCAAAGAAGUUGAGCUAUAAAAUACUAUUUUAAUUAUUUUACCCUAUUAGCAUGUAGAUGACUGAUAUUUUUGGGUCACAAAGUCAUAUUUAGAGAUGGAUAGAACUUUAAGCAACCCCAGGAAAAUUAAGUGACUUGCCUAAAGUCACAUAGCCAGUACAUAUCAGAAGAGGUAUUUGAACCAGGUCCUGUGACUCCAAAACUAGUUCUCUUUUUGCUACAUCACACUGCCUCAGAUCUUCUCAUCUGAUCUCCUCAUUUGUAGAGAUAAGGAAACUAAAGGCCCAGAGAGCUUCACUGGCUUAUCCUAGGUGACUAAAGUAAGUAAGUAGUUUGUAGUGAGUGAUACCUAGGAUUUGAACCCAGCUGCUCUAAUUCCAAAUUCCAUGCCCUUUCUAUUUUACCAUUGGUUGUCAUAGAUUACUCAUGCUAAAUAUUUUUGGGCUGUUUAUAUUAUUUUAAAGUCAUGGUAUAUUAGAGGCAAUUUCCAUAAUACAUUUGAAAAAUCACUUAACUUGGAGAAAGAAGAGAUUGUGUUCAUAUUGUAUCUAGUUGUGUAACCACAAAUUAUUUAACCUUUUGAGCCUCAGUUUCCUCAUCUAUAAAAUGGAGUAAUGCCUCUAGUACUUACCUUAUAGGAUUAUUACGAAGCUGUGUGUGUGUGUGUAUGUGUGUUUGUGUGUAUAUAUAUGUAUAUAUUUAUAUAUGUAUAAAUAUAUACAUAUACACACACAUAUGUAUAGUGCUUUUGCAAACUUUAAAGUUCUAUAUAAAGUUAGAUGCCUUUACUAUUAUUCCUCAUAACCAGACUUAAGCGACAUCUGAAAUCGCUUCUGUCAUGUUUCAUACCUUUUUUUUUUCUCUCACACUUGCCUGAUGAUGUAAAAAUAGUUUAGAAAUGAAGAUUAACUACAUCUUUAGAUUUGUGAUCUCCGGAAUUUUUUUUAUCAUGUACCUCUAUCGGUAAAUUAGUUUUCAAUGUAUGCCUUUAAUAUGCGUAUAUUUGCUUAGAAAAUCAUAUGUAAACUUACACAAAAAUAGAUCUUUUAAAAGUUGUACAAAAACAAAAAAAUGAAAAAAUUUGAUUUGUGAACAGUAAAAGCAAUCUCCUUUUCCCAAAUUAUUAAUGAUUGUUACUGAUAUUUUAGUAGACAGUAUGAUGGAAUAGCCUUCAUUUUUAAAAUUUUUGGCUUAUUUUGUGAUAGUGAUUCAGAAGUCUUAGUUCCAAUUUUAGUUUAUUUCACUACUUGGUUUUAAUGGCUGUCAUAGCUGAAAAAAAUACCUCACAAGAUAUAUAUCUAUAUGGAAGAAGUAGACUAUUGACUUAGAAAAUCAUAAUACUCAUUUGUUGAUCCCAUCCACUAGUUAUGUAAUAGUUCUUAUUAAAAUUCAGCUAAUAAUCUUC